This is a messenger RNA of Anopheles arabiensis, 2481 nucleotides long. RefSeq names its product modifier of mdg4-like. Bases 29 to 1690 code for a protein of 553 amino acids. The record is from RefSeq and is a predicted model, not a curated record. Gene Ontology annotation, molecular function: protein binding; DNA binding. Lineage: Eukaryota; Metazoa; Arthropoda; Insecta; Diptera; Culicidae. Gene Ontology annotation, biological process: regulation of transcription by RNA polymerase II. Gene Ontology annotation, cellular component: nucleus. The transcript is spliced from 4 exons.
GAAGCGGGAAGCGGUAGCGUCGUCCAAGAUGGCGGACGAUGAGCAGUUCUCUCUAUGUUGGAACAAUUUCAAUUCCAACCUUUCUGCGGGAUUUCACGAAUCCCUUCAGCGUGGUGACUUGGUCGACGUGACGUUGGCCGCAGAAGGUCAUCUAGUUAAGGCGCAUCGUCUUAUUCUAUCAGUAUGUUCCCCGUAUUUCCGGAAAAUGUUCACGCAGGUCCCCGUGAACCAACAUGCGUUCAUUUUCCUGAAAGACGUGAGCCAUUCGGCGCUUCAAGAUCUCAUACAGUUUAUGUACUGUGGCGAGGUGAACGUGAAGCAAGAUGCCCUACCCGCCUUUAUCAGUACCGCCGAAGCAUUGCAAAUUAAAGGGCUAACAGAAACGGGCGACAGUGCACCGACACAUCAAUCGCCUGCCAAAGAAGAACCAGCAGCAGCAGCAGCAGUCCCAGUGACUACGGCAACAAUUUCCACCGCCACCAUCCCUGCGUCCCCUGCGUCACAGCGAGCAAAGGUUCAGCGUAACCGCAUUCAAUCGUACAAAUUAGAAUCGGAAGAGAGCGGAGACGACAAAGUAGUAACCAUCCAAGGCACCACCUCUCACCAUGUAUCGGCACAGUCAAAUCUCAGCUCGCAAAAACGUACCAUGCCACAGCGCGGUCUCCAAAGCCACGCUAGCAAGCGAACGAAAAUGUCCAUCAGUGCCAGCAGCGACGGAUUGGAUACAUCGGACUCGACGCCAACACAGGUGCAAACCGUGCAGACGGUGCAAAUAGUGAAGCAAAUUCCCGCGCAAGUGAUCGAACCGGAAUACAUUGAGCUCCCGAUCGAAUCGAUAAAUCCCAAGGCUGAACCGGACUACACUGAUGAGACGGCCGAGAUCGAAACGGUGGACGCUGAAACGGAACAGGAACAGAAGCUCUCGGAACACGACCAAGGUGAUGCCGACGAUGAUGGAAACUACGUGGAAGACGACACUUACGGUGACAUGGCCAUGGGCAAGUACGAAGAAUCCUACUUGACGGAGGGCGAGGAAGGAGCGAAACCAGGCGUAUCCGGAUUCGUGGACUCGUACACAUCGGACGGCGGAAAUGCUACGGAAAUUUCGACACAAGAUCAAAGAUCCAUCCGGCUCGCCGAUAUAGAUGCGCACAGUUCUGCUCCUCACAUGGAAUUAUUAGAAAGUAUCAAGAAGGAAGACGAUGAUGUGAUAGUCAAAGACGAACAGCCAAGCGCCGCUCACGUCUCUCAGUUACCUUUACGAAAUUUUAAUGCCAACGAGGCCAGUUCUUCCGGAACGGCGUGGGAUCAGCUAAAUGCGGCCAAACGUAGUAAUAGUAGUGGCAAUUCGGCCAUUAUCACUUGUACACGUAGAAAAAGUCUGAGGAUGAUGGGAAUGGAGGAAGCAUCAUCGGUUGUUUUACGAGAAAAACCGAAACUGGACGAAGGCGGCGGCGUAACUGUGAGCAAGUUUCAUGAGCUGAAGAAGAGCAACGGAUCUCCGGCACAACGUAGCAGAUGCGUGUCGUGUUACAAUAGAAACAUUCUGGAAUCGGAGAGGCUGCCAAAACCGAAAACCAAAUGGGUUACCACGUUUUGUGGGGAUUGUCCAGGAAAGCCGUUUUUGUGUAUUCUCUGCUUCAGUAGAAUACAUUGCAACAGUCGAAUAGGAAUCAGAGAGUUGUUAUAGUACUUGCUGAUGCUGAUGCUCGUACAUUUUGUUUUGUUUUUGAAGGAAGAAUCACACUUCCGUUUGUUUCCAUAUGAGCGUAUUUCAUUCGCUAUGAAUGCAUUCCGUUUCCAUUCACAAUUUUUGUUACGUAUUAUUUUCUAUGCACUAAUAAGCGUUAUUGGCCUAGCCAAGCAAAUGCCAAGCAACUGAAGCUAUGUUUUGAGAUAUACAUAAUACUAUUCUAUUUGAACACAAGUCGAUAUUUACGCUAUAAUAAAAUACGUUGAGAUUCUCUCUCAACAGAUUCAAGUUCAAAAUUUUACUUGAAUAAGUUGAUACGUUUGUUCGUGGUUUAGUUUGAAACGUGUAACACAGUUUCCAAUUUUUUUUUUGUAAUCUAUACAGCACCAAAUAUUUUUUAUCGCGUGAUAAUUGAACUAAAGAUACUGUUAUAUUUUUGAAUAUAGCAAUUAAUGCUCAGAUAACGAUCGAAUUGAUUCCUACAUUAGUGUUAACGCAUUCUUGAAACGGAUUGACACUCUAAAAUGAUCCUAACAUUAACAAAAUAACAUUGAAACAUUUCGUUGUGGAAUUAUUGUUUGUGGGAAGAAUUCCAAUUAAACUAAUCAAAAUCUAAAACGAUGGGCACUGAGGGCUGUGAGGCGACGUAUGUAUAUGGUCCUCGUAAAUGCUGCUUCUCGUGGCAAGUGCCUUAUAGAGGUUAUUUGAGUGAAUAUACACCACUAUAUAUGAAUUUGUGAAAUGAAAAUUAUUGAAUAAAGCGCAUGCAUUUUCCGUCUUAAUAUAUA